Olea europaea var. sylvestris is the source of this 1128-nucleotide messenger RNA. RefSeq names its product dolichol-phosphate mannosyltransferase subunit 1-like. NCBI's taxonomy places the organism in Eukaryota, Viridiplantae, Streptophyta, Magnoliopsida, Lamiales, Oleaceae. The transcript is spliced from 8 exons. Gene Ontology annotation, cellular component: endoplasmic reticulum membrane. The coding region runs from base 31 to 825 and encodes 264 amino acids. Gene Ontology annotation, biological process: GPI anchor biosynthetic process; protein O-linked glycosylation via mannose. The record is from RefSeq and is a predicted model, not a curated record. Gene Ontology annotation, molecular function: dolichyl-phosphate beta-D-mannosyltransferase activity.
AAUCCGUAUUGGCUAAUAUGGAUCUCGGGUAUGAUUAAGCCUACGCCAUUCAAGGGCUUCAAUGGUGGUGAUCGGGAAAUCACAGUGAAAAUGGAAAAUCAGCAAAAGGAGAAGAGUUCUGCAAAGUAUAGCAUAAUAGUGCCCACCUACAAUGAACGCCUCAACAUCGCUCUUAUUGUUUACCUCAUCUUCAAGCAUCUUUCGGAUAUUGACUUUGAAAUAAUAGUAGUAGAUGAUGGGAGUCCUGAUGGAACUCAGGAUAUUGUCAAGCAAUUGCAGCAAGUAUAUGGAGAAGAUUGCAUUCUGUUGAGGCCCAGACCUAAGAAGCUUGGCUUAGGGACUGCUUAUAUGCAUGGUCUGAAGCAUGCCUCUGGCAAUUUUGUUGUUAUAAUGGAUGCUGAUUUAUCACACCAUCCCAAAUACCUGCCGAGCUUCAUCAAGAAACAGAUGGAAACGGGCGCUAGCAUAGUCACUGGAACUCGUUAUGUUAAAGGUGGUGGUGUGCAUGGGUGGAAUCUUAUGCGUAAAUUGACGAGCAGAGGAGCAAAUGUCCUUGCACAGACUUUUCUUUGGCCUGGUGUAUCAGACUUAACUGGAUCGUUUCGUCUUUAUCGUAAAUCCGUGCUUGAAGAUGUCAUAAGCUCUUGUGUAAGUAAAGGGUAUGUUUUCCAGAUGGAGAUGAUUGUUCGGGCUUCAAGAAAGGGUUACCACAUAGAAGAGGUUCCAAUAACUUUUGUUGAUAGAGUGUAUGGAAGCUCAAAGCUGGGAGGAUCAGAAAUAGUUGAAUAUUUGAAGGGACUUCUGUACCUUCUCUUUACGACUUGAAAAUGAUCUCGAUCACGAUAGAUCUUCACAAUUAGCAGCUGUCAUUUAUCGUUAAAAGUUAUAUUAGACGAGUCUCUACAUAGAGCUUCAUCGACAUCACAUCACAUCACAUUUGAUUGAUUUUAACUUGUUUAAUACUUUAUGGGAGUCGAACAAUAUUUUUGUUUCUAAUUUUUCGACACUAGUAGUUUUGACGACUUCAUUCGAAUUUUGGCUCGUAGACACCACGUUGAUGGACCUCUGUAUUUACGCCCUGUCCCUAUUUUACAUGAUCACAAUUUGCAGAUGAAUUUUUUGCCGUCA